UGCAUUACGAGAUAAAUGCAAGAAGGAGCUAGAUAAGAUGGAGAAAUUGGGGGUCAUUACAAAAGUAAGUGAGCCUACUGAGUGGGUCAAUUCAAUGGUGACAGUACAGAAAAAAUCAGGUGACUUGCGAAUAGUACUUGAUCCGGGUGACUUGAACAGAAACAUUCAACGUCCUUAUCAUCCGACAAAAACACUGGAUGACAUACUUCCCCAGCUAAACGGUGCUACAUUUUUUACAAAAUUAGACGCUAGGUCAGUGUUGCCAGUUGCUAAGUCACAAUUACUUCCCCGGCAAAUCUCACACAAGGUCAUUCGUGAGAAAUUGUCAGCAAACAAGGAAAGGGAGAAAGUGUAUUAUGAUAUGACAGCCAAGCAUUUACCACCAUUAGAAAUAGGAGAUUCGGCACGAAUUCAGCAAGCAAAUAAAAAUUGGAGUCCUGCAGUAGUAGUGCAAAAACACCAUGAUAGGUCAUACUCUGUUAAAACACCUGACGGUAACACAUAUCGUCGCAAUAGGAGGCAUUUGUUACAAACCAAUGAAUCAAAAGAGUGCAUACCUAAAGUUGACAUGCAAAAUGUGGAAAAUAACAACCUUUCGGCGCCUCAAGAAAAUUCUGACUGUAUUUCACAAUUCUCUGAUAAAAGCAAUAAAAGGUCAGAUAAUGAAGCAAGUGAAAAAACAUAUAUGAGUAGAUCUGGCAGGGCAGUUAAACCUCCGACAAGAUUAAUUGAAACAAUGUAAUAUGAUAACAUUAGAUAGCGGAACACGCGUGCUAUGUAAACAGUGAACAGAGAUAAUUAAGUGCUGAUAGCAAAAAUAUGCCAUUCAUGGAGAAACAGACUUUAUGAAAGAAAUUUUACGUUAUAGUAAAUUUGGAGUAUUUUUAUUUUUUUAUUUUAGCUUUCAGAAAUUGUGUUCCUUGUUCUUUGCCAAAAGGGGAGAUGUAUCAUUAUGUAGAUAAUGUAGUAUACUCACAGCGCAUGCGUAUAUUUUAUACACACCCAGUUUGGGAUGUUGUUUCAGCAGUUGUUAAGGCGCACUCAUAUAAUAAACAUAUA
Molecule: messenger RNA, 1059 nt
Organism: Mercenaria mercenaria
Lineage: Eukaryota; Metazoa; Mollusca; Bivalvia; Venerida; Veneridae
Exons: 2
Coding region: 38-742 (234 amino acids)
Source: RefSeq, a predicted model, not a curated record